AUGAAUAAUAUUUUAUCAAUAUAUCUUCAACCUUUUUGGAAUAGUUUUUUGGAUAAAUUUGAUGAAGAUAACUUACUGUUUUACGGUUCUUUAUUUCUUCAUUUUUUUUCAUUCAUAGUUUUCAUAAUACCCUUCAUAUUACUUGAUAAAAUACCUUAUUUUAAUAAAUAUAAAAUCCAAAAAAAUAAAAAAAAUGAUAAUAAUAUUAAAAAAAUUAGUUUUAUAUUAUUUUAUCAUUUGUUGCUAGAUAUACCUUUGAUGUACACAAUGAGACCGCUUCUAAAGUAUUUGGGAUAUAAAGUCAGAGCACCUUUACCUACAAUUACAAGCCUACUAUUUUCAACAUUUCUUAGUUUUUUAUUUGAUGAUUUUUUUUCAUACUUUAUUCAUAGAUUAUUACACACCCCAUUUUUUUAUAAAAAAAUUCAUAAAGCACACCAUAACAUUUCAGCACCCAGUGGAUUACAUGGAGAAACAGCACACCCAGUUGAAGUGAUUACCUAUGGAGCAUUAACUUUUUUUGGAACAUCUUUAUAUCAAAGAGAUCUGUUUACAUUUUGGUUUAUAAUUACUGUUAAAAUUUAUGAAACCAUUGAAACCCAGUCUGGUUAUGAAAUUCCCUGGUUACCCACCAAAUUAAUACCUUUUUGGGGUGGUUCAAAAUUUCAUGACUAUCACCAUAAAUAUUUUAAAGGAAAUUAUGCACCCACAUUCACUUAUUUAGAUAAAUUAUUUGGAACUUUUAAAAAAGAGUAA
Molecule: messenger RNA, 756 nt
Organism: Dictyostelium purpureum
Lineage: Eukaryota; Evosea; Eumycetozoa; Dictyosteliales; Dictyosteliaceae
Exons: 2
Coding region: 1-756 (251 amino acids)
Biological process (GO): sterol biosynthetic process
Molecular function (GO): iron ion binding; C-4 methylsterol oxidase activity
Source: RefSeq, a predicted model, not a curated record